CAGAGCAGGUCCUGGUCCAGAGCAGGGUCUCUCUUCUUCUCUCCAGAAUCCCCCUUUAUCCACGGGGUCUCUCCUUGUCCUGGAGGAUCUCCUCCAGCUCCUCCACCAAGAAUGGACAGGAAGGAGAUCAGCAGAAGAAUAUUAGACCUCACCUUGGAGAUCAUCUCCCUGCUGAGCGGAGAGGAUUACACCCUAGUGAAGAAGACAUGGGGGAGGACUCCUAUCAUCCAGGAGUCAGGGGGGUGGACCCCCAUCACAGAGCCUCCCCCCCUGAUACAUGAGCAGAAGAUCCUAGAACUCACCCACAAGAUGAUGGAGCUGCUGACUGGAGAGGUUCCUGUAAGGUGUCAGGAUGUGGCGGUGUAUUUCUCCCUGGAGGAGUGGGAGUAUAUAGAAGGACAGGAGGAUCUGUACGAGGACGCCAUGAUGGAGGAGCCCCGGCGUCUGACAUCUCCAGGAAAUUCCAGGAAAAAGUCUGAGGGAAACUUCAUGUUAUCACUAGAUCAUAAAGAAGAAGAUGAAGAUACCAUGCAGCUCUCUUCAGGAGGAAACUUCUUUACCUGUAAUUUACAUUCAGGACUUCACAGUCCAGAUCUAUCAUAUAAUCCUGCUAAUUAUGAGGAACCUUCUUCUGACCAAUCACACAUUGCUACCACAAGUCCAAAUCUAUCAUAUAAUCCUCUUAAUCAUGAACCUUCUCCUGACCAAUCACAGAUUGCUACCACAAGUACUGGGCAGAAAGGUGGUAAAAGGUUUCAAUGUGGGGAAUGUGGAAAACAGUUUCCAUACAGAUCACAUCUAUAUGCACACAGAAGACAUCACACAGGAGAGAAGCCGUAUCCAUGCUCAGAAUGUGGGAAAUGUUUUGCUACUAAAGCCAAACUCAAGGAUCAUCACAUAAUUCACACAGGGGAGAAGCCAUAUUCAUGUUCAGAAUGUGGGAAAUGUUUUCUAAAUAGAUCAGAUCUUGGUAGACAUGAGAGAAUUCACACAGGAGAGAAGCCGUAUUCAUGUACUGAAUGUGGGAAAUGCUUUACUGUGAAAUCACAUCUUAUUUUACAUCAGAAAAGUCACACAGGAGAGAAAUCAUAUUCAUGUUCAGAAUGUGGGAAAUGUUUUAUAAAUAAAUCAAAUCUUAUUACACAUGAGAGGAUUCACACAGGAGAGAAACCAUAUUCAUGUUCAGAAUGUGAAAAAUGUUUCACAAAUAAAUGUAGCCUUCUUUCACAUAUCAGAAUUCACACAGGAGAAAAGCCAUAUUCAUGUUCAGAAUGUGGGAAAUGUUUUACUAACAAAUCAAAUCUUGUUGUACAUGAGAGAAGUCACAUAGGAGAGAAGCAACAUCCCUGUUUAGAAUGUGGGAAAUGUUUAAAAAGUAAAUUGAACCUUGAGAUACAUUACCGAAUUCACACAGGAGAGAAGCCAUUUAUAUGUUCUGAAUGUGGGAAAUGUUUUACAGAUAAAUCAAAACUUGUAACACAUCAGAGAAUUCACACAGGAGUGAGGUUGUUUUCGUGUUCUGUAUGUGGGAAAUGUUUUACAAAUAAAUCAGAUCUUGUCAGACAUGAGAGAAGUCACACAGGAGAGAAGCCAUUUUCAUGUUUAGAAUGUGGGAAAUGUUUUACUCAGAAAUCAAACCUUGAUCAGCAUAAGAGAAGUCACACAGGAGAGAAGCUACUUUCAUGUUCAGAAUGUGGGAAAUGCUUUCCUGUUAAAUCGAGCCUUGUUAAACAUGAAAGAAUUCACACAGGAGCAAAACCAUUUACAUGUUCAGUAUGUGGGAAAUGUUUUCUAGAUAAAUCUAGCCUUGUCCUUCAUGGGAGAAGCCACACGGGAGAGAAGCCAUAUACCUGCUUAGAAUGUGGGAAAUGUUUUAUAAGUAAAUCAAAUCUUGUUUCACAUCAGAGAUGUCACACAGGAGAGAAGCCAUAUUCCUGUUCAGAAUGUGGGAAAUGUUUUAUAAGUAAAUCAAAUCUUGUUUCACAUCAGAGAAGUCACACAGGAGAGAAGCCGUAUUCAUGUUCAUUAUGUGGGGAACGCUUUAUAAGGAAAUCAGUUCUUGUUACACAUCAGAGAAGUCACACAGGGGAAUAGCCAUUUUGAGGUUCUAUAUGUGGAAAAUAAAGGGGUUGUCCAGGAUUAGAAAAACAUGGCUGUUUUCAUCCAAAUACAGCACCCCCUGUUCAAAUCUUGUACGUGGUAUUGUAGCUCUACCCUAUUAACUUUAAGAGAGCUGACCUGCAAUACCAGACACAACCAGUGGACAGGGGUGGUGCUUUUUGGAAUAAAACAUUUUCCUAAUCCUAGAUAACUCACAUUCAAAGAACCCAAAUUCUUUUUUUAAUGUUUUUCUUCAGCUUUUCCUUUUAGUUGUCCCAGCAGACUUUUAAACCGAUCAAAGAAUAUGGUUUCUACCAUGUCUCUGGAUAAUUUAAUUUUUCCCAACAAAACACCCAGGCUUGGUCAUAAAGAGAAGCAAGUUACUUUUUCCACGAGUUAUAGCUGUGAAUAUUCACAAAAAUAUAAUAUUGUCAAAAGACAUCUUCAUCUUCUCAAAUAUGACCAAGCGUGGGGUGACGUUGUAAAAAGCGGUGUUAGAUGUGUUGCCCGACGUGCUGUUACUUUAGCAAAUAUGGUGAGCCCCUCUCUAUACCAGGAUAAACCUGGCUCCCAGCCUACUUGGCUGAGAAACAUAGGUAAUUUUAAAUGUGGGCAUAAAAGAUGUACAUGUUGCUCAUACAUGAGGAUGGGCUCGCAUAUUGUGUCUACAAGUAACCACUCAUACUAUUCAGCAAUACAUCAAUUGCAACACCACAUAUGUGGUAUAUUGCAUAACAUGCUCUCUGUGUAAUUUACAGUACGUCGGGUGCACAUCCAACUGUUUGAAAAUUCGAAUUUGCCGUCACAUCUCUGAUGUACCUCAUGCUAAAAUAAAAAAUGUUUCUGCCGCUAGUCUGCAUUUUGCUGCGGUCCACGAUGGUAAUACAGACAGCAUGUCAGUACAAGGAGUGGAAAGGGUUAACAGACCAAGCAGAGGCGGCGAUCACAAGAAAAAGUUGCUCAAUCGUGAGUGCUUUUGGAUUUUCAAACUAGGCUCACGGAUCCCAUCAGGGCUGAACCGGCGUCAUGAUACUAUUCUACAUUACUAAUAUGUUUACUCAUCUUCUUUUUUAUCAUUGCAAUUUGUAGUUUUUAUCUUAUUUUUCUAUGUUUUUGGGCAUGUUGUAAUUACUAUGCACUUUAUCUGUGAAGGAUGUCCUCACGCGGCGGGUCCUGUACCUGAUUAUGAUCACCUGUGUUUGGUGGUUCACUGUUUAGUCUCGACCUCACCUCCCACUGAUGCACAUCACGACUAAGGAUCCGCAUCUACAGUGAUCCGAAACCGGUCGAUUUUCUGCAUUGCUGUAUGUUGGUUUUUAUCUGCACGGGAUUGAAGAAAGCCUCAAGUAUUUUUCAGUGAAGCUGGACCGUCUUUCUUUCUUUUGGGUUCCUUUUAGUUGUGGUAUAACACACAAUAACUAAGUAUGAACAUGAUGACGAGACAAUGUCCAGGAUUUCCUCACACGCUUUCCAGGAAAGAUUCAGUUAUGUCUAAUGGCAGUGUUUCAGUUCAGACCUCUCCUUGCCGAUCCACUUGUUCUCGGAUUUCGGGAUUCUGCUUGUAAAUACGUGUUUUCAGUGGAAAUGUGAA
Bufo gargarizans (Asiatic toad) is the source of this 3691-nucleotide messenger RNA. Its product is annotated as gastrula zinc finger protein XlCGF26.1-like. The coding region runs from base 112 to 2094 and encodes 660 amino acids. Gene Ontology annotation, molecular function: DNA-binding transcription activator activity, RNA polymerase II-specific; RNA polymerase II cis-regulatory region sequence-specific DNA binding. The record is from RefSeq and is a predicted model, not a curated record. Gene Ontology annotation, cellular component: nucleus. NCBI's taxonomy places the organism in Eukaryota, Metazoa, Chordata, Amphibia, Anura, Bufonidae. Gene Ontology annotation, biological process: regulation of transcription by RNA polymerase II. The transcript has 4 exons.